Messenger RNA from Electrophorus electricus (electric eel), 3509 nucleotides. RefSeq names its product lysyl oxidase-like 2a (gene loxl2a). The record is from RefSeq and is a predicted model, not a curated record. Gene Ontology annotation, molecular function: protein-lysine 6-oxidase activity; copper ion binding. Gene Ontology annotation, biological process: sprouting angiogenesis; peptidyl-lysine oxidation; collagen fibril organization. Lineage: Eukaryota; Metazoa; Chordata; Actinopteri; Gymnotiformes; Gymnotidae. Gene Ontology annotation, cellular component: membrane.
UGCCCCUGGAAUGAGUCGAGCGCGAGGCUAAAAGGCGGUCCAGGAACGUGCAUACUACUGAAGCGAUAGGCUGGUGUGCACGCGGGGUUUGGUUCCAGAAAUUCUCCAUCCCAUACGGCUCGAGGAACUUCGAAGAGGUCUGUCAGCAAGGCACCAGAGUUUCCACGGCAGUGACGAGUGCACGCACGCACACGCGUGUGUGUGUGUGUGCAGAAUCAUGGCCAUGGUCUCCUGCUCUUUGCUCAGUGUAAUGUGUGUGUUGGCAGUAAGCUUUGCUCAGUCCGAGCCCAAAACACCUGCCCAGAUACAGAUCCGUCUGGCGGGGGACAAACGCAAACACUACGAGGGCCGGGUGGAGGUGAACUACAACGGUGAGUGGGGCACCGUCUGCGAUGAUGACUUCGACAUCUCAGCUGCCCAUGUGGUGUGUAGGGAGCUGGGCUACCUUGGAGCUGUGGCCUGGUACCCAUCUGCCAAGUAUGGGAAAGGAGAAGGGCAUAUCUGGCUGGAUAAUGUGCACUGCACGGGUAGAGAGGCAUCUCUGGCUGACUGCCUCUCCAACGGCUUUGGGGUGUCAGACUGCAGACACACGGAGGACGUGGGGGUGGUGUGUACCCAGAAACGCAUCCCCGGGUUUCACUUCAUCAGCACCUCCAGCAAUGAUGUGGAGACUCUGGAUGUGCGGGUAGAGGAUGUCCGGAUCCGGGCCACGUUUUCCCAGCGCAAGCGCAUUCCCAUCACAGAGGGCUUUGUGGAAGUGAAGGACGCUGGAAAAUGGAGGCAGAUCUGUGAUGAGUGGUGGAGUCCUAUGAACAGCCGCAUUGUGUGUGGAAUGCAUGGCUUUCCUGGAGAGAAGGGCUUCAACACCAGAUCCUACAGGCUGCUCUCUGCACGCAGGAAGAAGAACUACUGGGGCUUUUCGGUGAACUGCACGGGGAACGAGGCGCACCUGUCCACCUGCCGGAUGGGCAAACACAGGCUGAUGGGCAACAGCACGUGUGCGCGUGGGAUGCCAGUGGUAGUGAGCUGUGUCCCAGGCAGACUGUUCGCUCCCUCACAGUCCCUGGGCUUCAGGAAGGCCUACCGGCCGGAGCAACCCCUGGUGCGUUUGCGUGGUGGGGGGAACCUGGGUGAAGGCCGGGUGGAGGUGCUGAAAGGUGGAGUCUGGGGGACGGUGUGUGAUGAUAACUGGGAUUUGAGGGCUGCUACAGUGGUGUGCCGUGAGCUGGGGUUCGGAACCGCCAAGGAAGCUCUGACUGGGGCGCGGCUGGGGCAAGGAAUGGGUCCUGUGCACAUGAACGAGGUGGAGUGUUCAGGCUUUGAGAAGUCCCUGACGGAGUGCUACUUUAACCGAGACGCUCUGGGCUGCAGUCACGAGGAGGACGCUGCCGUCAGGUGCAAUGUGCCUGCCAUGAGCUUGCGCAGCAGGCUACGUCUGAGCGGAGGCCGCAACCCGUAUGAGGGCAGGGUGGAGGUGCUUGUUGAGAGGAAUGGCUCCAUGGUGUGGGGAACCGUGUGCAGCGAGAACUGGGGAAUGAUUGAGGCGAUGGUGGUGUGCAGACAGCUGGGCCUUGGCUUCGCCAGUCACGCCUUCCAGGAGACGUGGUACUGGCCAGGAGACGUUAGUGCGGACUCGGUGGUGAUGAGUGGGGUCCGGUGUUCUGGAACUGAGAUGAGUCUCGCUCAGUGCCUCCAUCAUGGGAAACACCUCAGCUGCCCGAAGGGUGGCGGUCGCUUCGCUGCUGGAGUGUCCUGCUCCGAUGGUGCCCCUGACCUGGUGCUGAACGCAGAGCUGGUGGAGCACACCACCUACCUGGAGGACCGGCCCAUGUACAUGCUGCAGUGUGCUCACGAGGAGAACUGCCUAGCCAGCAGUGCGGCGAUGGCCGACACCAGUUCCUACCGACGCCUGCUGCGCUUCUCCUCGCAGAUCCACAACAACGGCCGUGCAGACUUCCGCCCCAAAGCCGGGCAGCACGCCUGGAUCUGGCACGAAUGCCAUCGGCACUACCACAGCAUGGAGGUGUUCACGCACUACGACCUGCUGAGCCUGAACGGUACCCGGGUGGCAGAGGGUCACAAGGCCAGCUUCUGCCUGGAGGAUACGGAGUGUGACGAGGGCAUACCAAAGAGAUAUGCUUGCGCAAACUUUGGACAACAAGGGAUCACUGUGGGAUGCUGGGACACCUACCGGCAUGACAUCGACUGCCAGUGGAUCGACGUGACAGAUGUGAAACCGGGCGACUACAUUUUCCAGGUUGUAAUCAAUCCCAAUUAUGAGGUUGCAGAGUCUGAUUACACCAACAACAUCAUGAGGUGUCAGUGCCGCUAUGAUGGGUAUCGGAUAUGGACGUAUAACUGCCAUACAGGUGGUUCCCGGAGCUCAGACGUCAACGAGUUUCCAGGAAUUAUGACCAACCAGCUGCAGCGGAGGUAGAGAACGCGUGCACCGAGAAGGACGAGGACAGGCUCACGUGGAGGAUGCAAUCCGACGUCGAGACUGUUCAACCCAGACCAACCACUAGAGGGUACCUCAGCGGUGCUGAAGUGAGGCACACCCACCUCUCCACAGAUGCUCUCGUUCACCGUCCGUCACGGUUGUAACACUCAAGACUCCUCCGUCUCUCCGUGCUCUGGACUGUCAUCUUUAAACCGUAGUUUUUGUAGUCGUUUAGUUCACCCAGUGCCACAAACUCCAGUAUUAUCAUAUUCGCUUUGUUUUAGCUUAACUUGGAGUUGUUUUGGGAACCCCGAUCUGCACCCUUUUUUAAUUUUGGAGCUUCUCUGGCUGAAUAUUCGUGCCGCCAAGCAUCACGAUAACAACUGCUAGCAGUCACGGACUUUUCAGCUCUGUUAAAGUCUGCUGCAGAUUUGGGAGGCUUGUACUGACCUAGUGUCCUCUGUUUUAUGAGGACAGAACCCGUGUGGACGGUACCUGCACACAGUGUUUACUUCUGAUUGGAUAACACAUUGGGCAUCAGUGGUUUAUACAACAAAAAGAUUUUUUAAAAUUGUUCACUUGAUUAAUAAAAUACCUUGCUUCUAAUGUACUACCUAGAGAACCAGAUAUUUUAGUUUCUCAUAAGAACAAACUUUAUUUUUUUUAAAGAGAGAUGUUUAAUCAAAUAGAACCAAACAACAUAACAAAUGUAUUAAGAAAAAACAGUUGUGACAUUACAAAAUUCAGCACAGCUGUACCCACAUGUGCAGCUAUGACUGGGACAUGGCCGUAAUAUAAAAUAACAACACUAUUGAUAAAAGGAACCCCAUGUAGAUGUGAUUCAACACUUGAGCUAGUUAUUACCACUGCAGAUGGUCCCAGGUCAUACCCUACUGUAGUAGUUACUGUUGAUGCAUUAAAAGAUUUACAGAUGACUUUUUUUAAACAAUCAACAUUUUUCAUCUGAGCAUCAUUCACAAAUUAUUGUUUUAACACACAAAACAACAACAAAAAAAAGUCUGUGAAAGACACACUGUACUUCUAAUAAAGUGACACGAUUAAAUGCAAA